CUUUCAAAUUACUUUUUCAAAAAAGUAUCAAAACUAAGGCAUAUGUGACAUAUAGGGUAUUUAUGUGUAUCUGCCCACUCAAUUGUGACAUUAUUUUACGCAUAUGAUAUUGAUUUUGUAUCUUUACAGAUACCAUACAGAUACCCCACGUUCAAUUUAAGGCAUAUAACUGAUUUGAGUAAAGGCACGAGAGCAAAUCUGGGUAUAUAAACGGUUGGUGUGCGCUGCGUUCUUCAGUUGGCAGUUACACCCAGAGUAAAGCUACUGAAGACCAGCAAAAUCACCGUUUGUUUUCAUUUAGUCUUUCAGGUGGGUAGAUGGCAACUGACUCUGGACCGUAUCCGCCUCCAAACCGGCAGAUCCGUGUUACAGUCUCACCGGUUUUACGUCCCCAUGCCAGAUACGGACCGCAUACAGGCUGACGAGUGAGCGUGUCAGUUAGACUCGCAAUCAGUCAAAGUAGUUACGGGCCAGAACCGUGGAAACGAGCGCGCGAUUUCUUUCCUUUUUCCUUUUGUUCAGUCGUAUCAGACCGGAGCAAGGAGAAGCAGGACACAGUUGGCGGCCUUUCUUCCAGCCUUGGAAAAUUAUUUAUAACGGUUCAGGUUCCCCCAGAGUGCCGCGGAUUAGUAGGAUGUACACAGUUGUGGAGUUUAUUGAGGCCAAGGAGCCAGGACCAGACUGGAAACAGUACAAUGUUCGAGUCCUCUCAAGAGCUGGUGAUUACCUAAAGGCAAGAGAAAGGCUGAGGGCCUCACUGACCUGUAAUACUUCAGAAUUACAAACAGAUGAUGAAGAGGAAGUAAUUAAGAAGAGAAAAAUUAAGCCAAGACACAUAUUUGGUGAUACAGACUCUGACAGUGAGCCAGAGGAGGGGAACAAGAGGAGACGCACUCCCACUCCAGCGCCACCUAUUCCUCCCCCUACUCCUAACAUGCCAUUGAAAGAAACUUGCCAGACCUCUGCUAGACCUCUGUCAGACCCAAGGCACACUGAAUCGCUUCAUUUCACUGCUGCUCCACCACUUGUCCCCAUCCCUCCACCUCACAUGCCUUCAAGUCCUCCACACCAGUUCUCUGCUAGACCUCUGCCAGAUGUGAGGCCAUCUGAAUGUGGUUAUUAUACAGCUCCAAUACCACCUACAUCUUGCAUGACUUCCUAUGCGCCAGAUCCCUGCCACUCCUCGCUCAGAAGACCCUUCUUUCAUCCCCACUUUUAGACUGGGGAAGACUGGCCCUGGACUUGUUCCUUGCUCUGGAGCAGCAAAUGCAGCUUGCUGCUGCUGUUAAUAAUCUUGCUGCAAGAAUGGGGACGGAAACUCCCGUGCCUGAGAUGCCUCAAAAUGUCAGUGUCUCACUGGCCACCAUGUCUGAGGUGGAGGAGUUGGAGGAAUGGCUUAAAGAUCCAAGACACGCACAUGCUAAGCAAAAUAUGAUUUCUGCUCUUGGUGCUGUAGGUGGAGAGAACACCAAAAGAGUCACGUGGAAUAUCCUGUCAAGGAUUUUCUCAGACACAGUGGCCAAAAAAAUAAACUGGAAAGGGGUCAAUGGGAAAAAGUGCUUCAAAGAAAUGGGCACAAGAAGUCUGUUGAUCAGGGCUGUAAGGAAGAACGAAGCUGCUAGCAGUGCUCCAGACAGUGAGAUCGACUCAUACACUAUCAGAUGGUUUAACUUGGUGUCUGACCGGGGAGGCGGCCGCAACGACCGUGCCAAGGUUAAAGAGGCAUUAACCACGGCAUCACAACAUUCCACCGAGCAGCAGUGGCUGACUUGAUAAAGGUACUGUAUAUUUUACAUAUAUUUUGCAUUCAUGAUUACUGUGGCAGCCGCACUAAACACCGAUACCGAGUGUUAGUGGUUUUCUUUUUAGCACCGUUAACAUACAAACAUUUUAAGUAAUGACAGUACACAUAGCCUUUUGUUUUUCCUACAGCACACACUUUAUUUUUUGACAGUUUGCUAAUUUGUAUGCACACAUUUUGGUUAACAUUCUGUCAUUUCUUGCUUACUUUAAAUUAUGUUCUAACUUUUUGUUUUUCAUGGAUCCAGCAAAAGAAGUGGUACGAGGAAGUGGAAAUGACAGCAAGCAGUGGGAGAGGUCAUAUGAGUGGGGAUAUGUUUGGGAUUCAGUUAAACUUAAUUGUUUUAAGUUUUAUUGUUUUUUUGUUUGUUUUUUUGUGGGGGUGGGGUAUUUGUUUGGCAUUACAGUCUGACACAGCAGAUGCAAAUUUUAAUUACAGUAGCAGCACUAAAGAUGUCCCACCCUGCUGGGAGUGUGUGCUGAUAAAUUGUAGGGGGCACUCAGUUUACACUCAACAUGCACAGGUAAACCCAACUGAUGUCAUGUCACGCUUCAUUCAGUUUUUUCUGGAGUUAAUCCACCAUGAGUAGAGUACACUUCAUUACAGAUUUUGACUAAUGAGUGUACAGUGAACGACCAACAAAACCGCAUCUCCUGUCGUAACUUAUGAUUUCUGUUUUUUUUUUUAACAACCAGUUAUGAUGACGCAACUAUAGUUCUAGAAAUUUAUAUCCAGAGAUACUUUUUUUUAGUUUGAAUUUAGUUAUGGAAAAGAUAAAGGUUAGCCCAGAACUAAUUCCGAUACAGCAAAUACUUGAACAAAAUGGCUAGAAAGUGAUCUGAUCUGGAGCUGGCCGAGUACCGGCCCAGAUAAGAAAGGACGCCGGCCCGGGUCUAUUUUACACAUCAGAACUUAUGGAAGCUCUGGGCCGGAUCCAGUACAGAACUGAACCAGAUCUGGCCCACCUUCGGACAAAUGACUACAAAAUAAUCUCAUCCGUUCUGGAGCUGGCCCAGUGCCGGCCAAGAAGUGAAAAAACGGUUACGCACCAUUAUUGGCCCGUUGUGCCAAAGGACACCGGCCCCGGUCCAUUUUACAGAUCUGGCCCACAACUUAUGGAGGCUCUGGGCCGGAUCUGGGCCAUAUCAUUUUUGCUAUCUAGUCUACCCUUUAUAGUUCAUUUGUUUAUAUAGUUUGUAUUGUGUUUCGUUAUAUUGUUUGAGUGAACUGUAACGUUAGGUAACUGCAUACGAGUGGAUGCAACCGUCACUAAUGCUCAUCAGGGAUUAGAGCUGUUAUUACUCUAAUUUUGCAAAUCUAACCUGUGACAACACGUUAGCUAAGGUUGUAGGGACUAUAGUUGUUGGUAGCUGUUGUCGAUUUUGUGUAAAUAUGUUAAAAUUGUAAUUUUAUGAGUUAUUGUUUGUCGGAUGAUUGAGCUAAGCUAACUAACGCUAACGUCAGCUGUCACUUGUUGCCAUAGCAACGGUAAACAUUCACGUGGGCUAAUCGGACGUGGAAGUGCAGACUCAAGGCCUAAACGCACUGGAAGCGAUAAUGACACGCGUCAGUUGAGGCGCGUCAAUUCAUGCUCCUAUGGCACACAGCAAGCGUCAGAUUUGAAAUACCAACACCACAGAACCAACACAAAUUUGUCAUUUUGUCCAUGUAUUAACCGCUAGUUGGAUGUAAUGAAUAAAUGAAA
Thunnus maccoyii (southern bluefin tuna) is the source of this 3506-nucleotide messenger RNA. RefSeq lists its product as uncharacterized. Bases 1111 to 1773 code for a protein of 220 amino acids. The transcript is spliced from 11 exons. The record is from RefSeq and is a predicted model, not a curated record. Lineage: Eukaryota; Metazoa; Chordata; Actinopteri; Scombriformes; Scombridae.